AAUUUGGUACCACAAUUGACUCCUGAUCCAAGAAGAGAUGCUGAGCUUCACAAGAAAAGGGUGUUAUGUUCCUCGAUUUUUCGACAUUCGAAGAAGAAGAAGCUUUAGCAACAACACUCUCUCGGAUUCAUCUGUACUGGUGGAAGGCAAUGGAAGUUCACGAACCGUAAUUCUCAACAGACCGUCGGUCCUCAACGCUCUCAACACUCCAAUGUUAAACAAGUUGCACAAACUGUAUAAAAGCUGGGAAGACAACCCUAAUAUAGCUUUUGUGGUAAUGAAGGGAAGUGGCAGGGCUUUUUGUUCUGGUGGGGAUAUUGUUUCCUUUUAUGACAUGAUAAGAAAAGGUAAUAUUGAGGAAUGCAAGGAAUUCUUUUCAACGCUAUAUGAGUUUAUAUACUUUCUAUCUACAUACAAAAAGCCACAAGUGGCUGUCUUGGAUGGGGUUACCAUGGGUGGAGGGGCUGGUGUUGCCAUUCCAGAAACCUUCAGAGUUGCAACUGAUAAAACUGUCUUCGCUACACCUGAGACGUUAGUUGGUCUUCAUCCUGAUGCCGGAGCUUCCUUUCAUCUUUCACGUCUUCCUGGUUAUUUAGGGGAGUUUUUGGGUCUAACGGGAAGCAAACUCAAUGGAGCCGAAAUGAUUGCGUGUGGGCUCGCUACACACUAUUCACACAGUCAGAAUGUUCUAGCAAUUGAAGAAAGUCUCAACAAUUUGAUAACCAAUGAUCCUUGUGUCAUUGAAAGUUGUAUUCAUAACUUAAGUGACCUUAACCAUCUAGAUAAAAACAGUGUUUUCAGAAGGAUGAAAACUAUCAAUAAAUGUUUCAGCCUUGAUACUGUUGAGGAAAUCAUUGAGGCCUUGGAACGUGAAGCUGCGAAAACUCAUGACCCGUGGUGCUAUUCAAUGUUAAAGAACCUAAAAAAUGCUUCACCGUUGAGCUUGAAGGUUUCCUUAAGAUCAAUACGAGAAGGGCGGUUUCAGACUCUUGAUCAAUGUCUAAUUCGCGAAUACCGGCUGACAUCACGAGUUGUGUCUUGCCAGAUAUCAAGUGAUUUCUGUGAGGGUGUUCGGGCACGAAUGGUUGAUAAAGACUUUGCACCCAAGUGGAACCCGCCGAGCUUGGAACACAUAUCGUAUGACAUGGUGGAUGAAUACUUCUCUCCCCUAGGAGCAUUCGAGUCUGAACUAGAGUUGUCUACUCGAAAACCUGAGCCAUUUCAUGAGCAAAUUCGAAUUUAAAACUUAGGGACAUCAUUUACUUUGUUGUUUGUUGGAUUUUAAUCCAACUGGAUUAGCUCAUUUGGGCAGCACAUAAAUGAUCACAACUUCGUAAAUAAUAAUCAUAUACUUUGAAAAUC
This is a messenger RNA of Helianthus annuus (common sunflower), 1362 nucleotides long. RefSeq names its product 3-hydroxyisobutyryl-CoA hydrolase-like protein 1, mitochondrial. Lineage: Eukaryota; Viridiplantae; Streptophyta; Magnoliopsida; Asterales; Asteraceae. The transcript has 13 exons. The record is from RefSeq and is a predicted model, not a curated record. Bases 38 to 1243 code for a protein of 401 amino acids. Gene Ontology annotation, biological process: L-valine catabolic process. Gene Ontology annotation, molecular function: 3-hydroxyisobutyryl-CoA hydrolase activity.